Molecule: messenger RNA, 318 nt
Organism: Rhizopus microsporus ATCC 52813
Lineage: Eukaryota; Fungi; Mucoromycota; Mucoromycetes; Mucorales; Rhizopodaceae
Exons: 1
Source: RefSeq, a predicted model, not a curated record
AUGUCCAAUGAUCAAUCUGAACAAUUGUUUACAACAAUUGGGUUUCUUGAUCAACAGAGAGAAAAGCACCUUGGUACCUCAACGAGCACAGUCGUUCCUUGGCUUCCUGUUCAAUUCUCAAGGCAUGACCAUACAAGUUCCACAGGUAAAAAUCCAAAAAUUAAAUACCAGGAUUCGACAACUGCUGAACAGCAAGGAACAGAAAUCAUGUCGAUGGAUAGCGAGCCUUAUUGCGAAGAUAACUGCCAUGAUACCGGCGAUUGGAGAAGCACUGCUUCAUGUGAGAUAUCUACAGAGGGACCUAGCAAGAGCACUCAG